Messenger RNA from Magallana angulata, 2038 nucleotides. RefSeq names its product keratin-associated protein 5-1-like. The record is from RefSeq and is a predicted model, not a curated record. Bases 16 to 459 code for a protein of 147 amino acids. NCBI's taxonomy places the organism in Eukaryota, Metazoa, Mollusca, Bivalvia, Ostreida, Ostreidae. The transcript has 3 exons.
UUUCUUUGGUAGUACAUGUGCCUACAGAAAAAAAUGGGUGACAUCGACUGCGGCAGUUGUGAUUGCGGUGAUUGCGGCGAUUGCGGCGACUGCACCGACUGUGGCGACUGUGCACGUGAUAUAUGUUACUGCGGCGAUUGUUGUAAAGACUGUGAAUGUGUGGGAUUCCACGGUUGCUGUGGAGACGGAUCAGGCUGCCAUUGUUGUGAAUGUAAUGGAUGUUGCUCUGACGACGGCGGGGGAGAUGUCAGUCAUCAUUUCGCCUCUCAUUGGUGGCUUUGUUUCCUCGGCGAUGCUUGUGACGGAUGUUGCAAUCAACGCAGACGACGAGAGCCACCGGAUGUAUACGUAGUUAACGCGGCGCCUGUCCUUACACCAUCCUCUGUUGUAACUGACCAACCCCCAUCCUAUGAAGAGGCUUGUAAAAAUGCUGUUACUUCACAGCCAAUGGAAUCUUGAAACACUUGACGGAAAUGCUUUUAUGUUUUAAAAAAUAAUUGUCUACUUCUAUUAAUUUCGUGUUGACCAUUUAAAAAAGGUUCAUUGAGCUGAUUCACAAAUGUGCUUAUGGGAUAGCGAUGAGGUUUUAUUUCCCUGUUUAUUUAAAUAAUAAAAUGCUUUUUUGGUGAAUCAUGCUGAAUAUUGCAGAAAAAAUUCAUCUUUUUCCUGCAAUGAUCGUGACCUUCAAAAUCAGCAUGAAUCAUCAAAAAGCAUUUUAUCUUUUUAUAUUUACACCUUUCUGUUAGCCAAUCGAUACAUUUAUUUUUAAAAAAGAAAAAUUAACUUAAUUAUUGAAAAUGUACAUCAGUAUGUCAGCUAAUAAAAUAGCAAAAGGUGUUGACCAAUCAAUAACCGGGAUGAAUAGAUUUCUGUCCUGCAGUUUCUUCAGAGCUAUGAAUAACAAUCAAUUUUCGUAAUAAAUAGAGGGAAUCAUUCUUGGUGGAUAUAAAUAUAUUACUUUAACAAUAUUAUUUAGUCUCAUUUGUCUAGGGGUUUUAAGAAGCUGUUAAACAUACCAUUGAAUAAUUAACGAAGAUAUACAAAUACUUAUGACAAAUUGUAAAUACUGUUAUUUCAAUGUUUUAUAUGUCCUUAAAAUGAGACAACCAGGCAUAUAUUUUCGUGCUAAGUUAUAUACAUAUUUUAUAAAAGCCGGUUAAAAAUGUGCACUGAAUAAUUUUUCUGCAUCCAAUGGCCAAUAUAGACUUGUUACAUGCACAUAUAGUUAAUACGUAACAUUUGGAUUUUGUAUGAAUUCGUUGUAAUACAGAAAACUGGAUUUUUUUGUACAAAUCGUAGAAAUGCAUUCAUUUGAUAAAAAUACAUCUGAUUCAUUUCAUUGAGAGUUGACAUUUUCAUUUUUUCUUUCUCUUGGAACCAGAAAGAACAAAUGAAACAUUACCAGGUUCAUAUUAAAAUUCUAUUCAAGCAAACCGUACGUUAUACUGAAAUAGAAUGAUCUAAGACUUCUAGAAUGAUGCUUAGUUUGAUUUCAACAAGUCUUGUGGUGUUUGAUAAGUUCUAUUAUUUUUGCUUGUUUUUUACCAUUGCAAUGAAAGGUACAAGUUUAAUCUUUGAUAUUGUUAUUUCAUUUUUACAUCUGUAAAAUGUGUGUCCUGUAUUGGCUUGUUUUACAACUGGGAGCUCAAAUUUAUUCAUACUUUUUUAAAAACUCUUGUCAUAUGAACAAGCAUUUGUAACUUCUCAUUUCAUUUGUCUACAUUUGGUUGAAUACUUCUCAGUAUUUUUGUACAUUUACAUGAAAUAUCAUAUUUAUGUCCAUGAUUGCAAGUUGACUGAUGAUAAAGGAUUAUCCAGAUCAGUUUUGUUUGCCAAAUAUUUUUAUAAUUCAUUGAAAUUAACUUCUACCUUUAUAUAUUUGUAAAGAUUGUUUUCUUUCAAUGUCUAUUUUUCAUAAAACUCAUGUGAACAUGUCGAAAACUAUACAUGUAUUUGUUAACAAAAAACUUUUUUAUUCAUUUAUUUAUUCAUUUGAUAAUUUCUGUAUUUAUUUAUUAAUAAAUUAUCUAUCUAUUUA